GAAGGAACAUCCAAAUUUGCGAACCUGGACAGCAGCGUGAAAGAAAAUCAGAAAAGGACACAGAGGCGACUGCAACUUCAAAAAGAUACGGUGCGUCUGGGGUCCUUUUCCUAUGCUUUUCUCUCUGAAUCCUCCUCCUCCUCGUGUUCCUCCACCCAUUCCACGGACACAUCUUCCUCGGGGGUGUCAUCUUUAGUCUCCUCCCCACCUUUGCUCACUGACGCUGACUCCAACAGCGCCGGCUCCAAGAGCUCUGUCUCUGUGACACCCAUUACCUCAAAAGCACUGCCUGCUAUUUACAACCAUCAGAACAAAGAUAUGUGCAUCAUCCGGAUUAGCACUGAAGACGACAAUGGCAAUAUGUACAAGAGCAUCCUGCUAACUAGCCAAGACAAAACUCCUGCUGUGAUCCAGAGAGCUAUGUUGAAGCACCACCUGGAAUCUGAUGCAGCUGAGGAUUAUGAGCUUGUACAGGUCCUCUCCGAGAACAAAGAGCUGGUGAUCCCUGGCAACGCCAAUGUGUUCUACGCCAUGAACAGCCACGCAAACUUCGAUUUCAUCCUACGGAAAAAAGCUUCAGCCAAUGGGCAGGUGAAAAUGAGGAGCCGCUGCAGCCUGACACUCCCUAGAACUGCCAAAUGGGGGUGCUGGAGCAACAGGCCCAGCAAAACCGCAAUGUGAAGGAGACACGGCGACAGGGAGUUGAGAACUGUACUUUUGCUACCAUCCAGCAUUGCACAAUCACAGCAGAUGAAUGUAUCAGUAUUCAACUUUGAAAAUAUUUGAGGCUGAAAUGGAAAUUGAACAUUUGAUAGGCCUACAGCCGGAGUUCUCCUCCCUUGUAGCCAGAUACGGACAUGGAUUUACAGGAUUGUUUGUUUGG
Messenger RNA from Egretta garzetta (little egret), 883 nucleotides. RefSeq names its product ral guanine nucleotide dissociation stimulator like 1 (gene RGL1). Lineage: Eukaryota; Metazoa; Chordata; Aves; Pelecaniformes; Ardeidae. The record is from RefSeq and is a predicted model, not a curated record. The transcript has 5 exons. Gene Ontology annotation, biological process: signal transduction. The annotation marks the transcript as partial.